GAGGGAUAUCCGGUCUAGAACAUAGAAACUUACUACUUAUUUCGAGAUGAAUCCUCUCAAUUGCAUUAUUGAAGAACAGACAUAUCAAUCAAAGUCUUUCCAUUAUUACUUCAGCACUGAAACUUUAUUCCACUUCUUGAGCAAUAAUUUCUACCUUCUGAAUUACCUUCAUCAUGGCUCCAAUCAAUUUUGGCGUUCUCAUGAUACCUUAUCAAACAGUCGACGCUGCCAUGCCUUUGGAUGUUCUGGGCUCAUGUUCCAAAUCAAUGAUGGAAGCUUGCCAGUCUCCUGAGGCUCCGGAAAUUGAUCGCUUGCUCCCUCACGCAAUUGAUAUCAAUUUCUUUCAUAUCAAUGAAACCUUGGAACCGGUUGAGCUCACUGCUGGAUUCAAAGUGGUGCCAACAACCACUAUCAACGAUUGUCCACCACUUGAUUACCUCCUCAUUGGCGGCACAAUACCAACCUACCAACUCCCUGAAUCUUUCAAAAGCUUUAUCUGUGCCCAUGUUGGAGCAGGCAAGGGUCUUUUCACUACAUGUACUGGUGCCAUAGCCGUUGCCCAGACAGGAAUCCUCGAUGGAAAGAAAGCAACGGUGAAUCAUUCUUACAUUGGAUACGCCAAGAAACAUUCUCCAAAAGUAAAUUGGACGAUCAAUGCUCAAUGGGUUGUUGAUGGAAAUAUUUGGACGGCUGGUGGUGCUUGUGCUGGGAUGGAUAUGAUGGCUAGUUGGGUAAUCGAUAGGGCUGGGAUGGAUCUUGCAAAAUUGGGAUUUGAAGGUUUGGAUUAUGAACCUAGGGAUGUGAGAGGUGAUCGGGUCUUUCCUCAGAAACAUCACCAUAUUGUUGAAGCUUGAAGGAUCUCGGAGGAGUGAAGGGGCGUGGGCAGAGAUAGCAGUUCUUUAUUAAGAGGCUUAGCAUUGCAUCCAAGAAAGAAUGGUGAGCACUUGACACGAGAUAAACAAUUAAACCCAAAAGUUCUUGUACUCA
Botrytis cinerea B05.10 is the source of this 987-nucleotide messenger RNA. RefSeq lists its product as hypothetical. The transcript is spliced from 3 exons. NCBI's taxonomy places the organism in Eukaryota, Fungi, Ascomycota, Leotiomycetes, Helotiales, Sclerotiniaceae. Bases 174 to 854 code for a protein of 226 amino acids. The record is from RefSeq and is a predicted model, not a curated record.